This is a messenger RNA of Papaver somniferum (opium poppy), 774 nucleotides long. RefSeq lists its product as uncharacterized. NCBI's taxonomy places the organism in Eukaryota, Viridiplantae, Streptophyta, Magnoliopsida, Ranunculales, Papaveraceae. Bases 1 to 774 code for a protein of 257 amino acids. The record is from RefSeq and is a predicted model, not a curated record. The transcript has 6 exons. Gene Ontology annotation, molecular function: zinc ion binding.
AUGCCUAGGGAACAUUGGUCCAGCGCGUUCUUCAUUGGCUGUAGAUUUGGUCAGACUACAUCAAGCGUUGCUGAGUCCUUCAAUAAUUGGAUUCGUAAAGACAAGAGGUUGCCUGCCUGCGCCCUUGUUGACAUGAUCAGGUGUUCUUUUUGUUCCAUUCAGAAUGAACGUCGCGAAAUGAGUCUUUUGAUGGACCCAGAGAAGCUCACUCCUACCUACGAGGCGUUACUUAAAGAACAUAUUCAAAUUGGUCGAGUUUGGAAUGUUACUCAGUCAUCUGCGUAUGAGUAUGAGAUUCAUUCACCUAGGUCUCACACUGUUGAUCUGCUGAACAAGACUUGCACCUGCCAAAGAUGGCGUGUUUAUGGUUUUCCAUGCUCUCAUGCUACAGCAGCUAUUUCUGCCAAGGGUGAUCGAUACGUAGAUUAUAUCGAAGACUAUUUCAAAGUUACAAAUUUUCAGCAGCUGUAUUCAAUUAUUAUCAGACCAAUCCCCAACUACAACAGGCCAGAGAAGUAUCUUCCAGAGGAUACUAUUUUUCCACCCCAUCCACGAGUUCCACCAGGUAGGCCAAAGGGAAAUCGUAUCAAGAAUGCAUGGGAGAAAGCUAGGAAGUCCGUCCGUUGUUCCAACUGCAAGAAGAAAACUCACCACAACAAGAGUGCUGAAAUUAUGUACUGUUUGAUAUCUUUCUGGGACAAGGUUGAUUUCCAAGUCAUUGUGGCUGUUCAGGAUUUUUGGAGUACAUCUAUUAUGUACUCUAAGUUCUUCUAG